AUGAUAAAAGUGAAGUACAACGACGAACUGCUCAGUGAUGAUCUGUCCGGGAAAUUGUUGCAGUUCGUAAAUUGUCGAGUUUUACGAGAUGGCACUAUCAAAGAUGGAUAUGUCUGGGUUAGAGUUUUGUCAUUUUGUUCGAACAAAAAAAACUUGGAAAUGGCUUGAAAAACUUGAAAACCCAGAGUGGAUUCAAAGACGAAUAGUGCGUGAAGAUAUUGGGAUCUUUAACGACUCGGUGUUGGGCUGUUGGCAAAGACGUUGCACAAUCUUUCUAGGAAAAGAGCACUGAUAGAAUAAUAAUGAGUUUCAUAAUAUCUUAGAUUAAAGCCACGAAAUUCUAGGUGUUGCGAAAAAUUUAAUUUUUUACCCUGCUCAAUGGAUUUUCAAGCCUUCUGUUGAUGAUAUUCAGUGUUUUGAGUUUUGAAACCGGAGUUUUGCAGGUGCGCGACGGCUUGAUUAUAAACGCGGCCAAUGUAUUUUUUGAUGAAACUAGAGAAGCCGACGUCCAGGUUUCGCGUGUUUUUAGGGUUCUCACGAAGUUUGAUUUCAAGAUUGAUUGCGAAGGAUUGAUUGUUUCGCCGGGUUUCAUCGACAUUCAAAUUAAUGGUAAGCUGUACUUCUAGAAGGUUUUUUUUCAAGUUUUAACUUCGUUGAAGGUGGGAAUCUCAAUUGAAAACUGAAAAAAAGGUACAGCUCUUUCAAUUUUUUUAUCAAAAUAUAUCUGACAAAAAAAGUAACUGAACAAACAGAAGUUACCCUAUUUAUUAUAUUUUUAAAGUUUGAUUUGGACCUAAACAGAAAUAUUCAAGGCGGCUUCGGUUUCGAUUUUUCGACCCCUCUGGACUCGCUGAACGCCUACGUGGCCGGCCUGGAUGACGUCGGUCGAAAGCUUCUGACUCACGGCGUCACAAGCUUCUGUCCCACGAUCAUCACCAGCGCUCCGGAAGUCUAUCACAAGGUUUUUCCGGGUUCUUUUGUUACUUCGCCUCAUUUUCUGAGGUUCCGGAAGAUUUAGAUUCUGUUUCCAUUCUUAGAUUUUAUUUUGAUUUUUUUCAAAAAUAAGAAUAAAAGUUUAUUUUUCGAUGAAUCAAUUGUUAUUUUGUAUGGUCUUUCCGGUCCACUCUCGGUAAGUUCAGCUAUCUUAAAAUUAAAAUAUUUUCUUGUCCUUUGUCAUUUCACUGUUACAUUGUUUCCCUUAUCACACUUCGCCACAAAUGUAUAUCAGUGGGUGACCGACUAGUCACUACUCUUUUCUGCGUCUUUUCGUUUCUUUUGUCUGCUAUUGCAAUAUUCGUACCUAAAUGGAAGCUUCACUUCAAUUUCAGUGAGUCUGAGUUGAUUGAAAACUGCUGUAUUCGAAAAAUUUUCGCUUUUUCAAGUUAAUGAAGCCAAACUUUUUGAGUCUGGAAAAAAAAAGCAGAAAAAUGGUUUUUUUUCUGUUUGUAAAGGCGUCUUUUCUUCAUCCAUUCGGCUUUCUUAGACAUUUGGAAGUUUUUGGCGCUUUUGAGGAUUGGUGACGCAUAGAAAUUGUGAAACACAAGAGACAAACAGCUCUACAAACAAUCGAACUGCAGGAAUUUAUGGAUUUGAUUUGAUCUUGAUUUCUUGCAGUUUUUCUUUCGAGAUUCGUUCUGUCACUUCUUGUGCGGUUCGAAUUUUGCGCGUGUCUCUCAUGAAAGCUUGUCUCAAUGUUUUUUUUUCCUUUGGACUUUCGUCUUCGGUUUCACUGUAGGGUUCACUUAAUCUUUGAUAUGUUAUACUUUCCUUUCAAAUCUAUUUUUUCCCUUGGAAAAUAUUUUUACUAUUAUAUCUUGUGGGAAGUUUCACGCCUUAGAUCACAAUGGGAAUUUUUGCUUUAUUAAAAACUGCAACUAAAUUUUCUCUCCAGAAAGAAGCUUUUCCUAGCACUUUUUUGUGUUUUGUUUAUAUAUAUUUUUUUUUCUGAUACGAAAUAUUAUGGAGAUGACGUUGCAAAAAAAAUUUCAAAGAACGUUUUUACAGCCACUCUUUUUUGCACUUUUUGAGAAUUCGCAAAGACUUUUUGGACUUUGUCCGACUAUAAAAAACGAUUUGAAUGUUUUGAAACGACCAAAUCGAUCGGCUUCCGUUCUUUUUUGUUGGUGAGAGGAAAGAGUGAGUUUGAAUGCGAGGGACUGUCGCGUCGAACCCAAAUCGGAGACCGACUCUCUCUUUUCUCCCAUUUUUCUCUCAUUUUCUUCGUCUCUCUCCCCGACCACUCUCUCCGUCACGUUCUGGACAUUCGAUGUCCGAUCCUAGUUUUUUUGCUUUUUUUAAAAAAAAAUAGCUUUGUUCGGCUUUUUUUUUAUCAUUCCUUGACUAAUCACAUAAAAACGCACCUCAUUUUUCCACAUUUUCCCACAGUCUCUAUAUUAUUCUUGAAAUACUACUUUCAAGCAAUUUUUGCUUCUCUUAGCUUUUUAUUUCUUCAUACGAACACUAAUCGCGUUUAAAUAAAUAUAAUUUUUUUUUUGGAAUGAUAUCUUUUUUUCCCUUUGUUGUUUUCCAUUCUAUUUUUUUCUUUUGCGAGUCCCUUUCUCAACAUUUUUUGUCACUCUCUAUCAGUACGGAAACUUUUAUUAGUUCAUUUCUCAGGACUUCAAUGCAUUUUUUAAAGAUCAUGUUGCGACUGCUUAUAGUUAUUAUUUUUCUUCGCACUUUUUUUGUAUGUUUUCUGCUCUUUUCGCUGUUUGUCCAAACUUUUUUUUUGCCAGAAAGAGAGAAAAAAAUUUCAUAAUUUUUAAUGAGAAAACUUUUCAAAUUCCUUUUAGUGACAAAAUUUCGGAAUACUCCUACUUUAAAAGGAAAGUAAAGAAGAUAUCCUUUUUGAAUUCCAGGUUCUCCCUCUGCUCUCACGACGUUCUGCAUCCAAAGUUCAUGGCGCCAACGUUCUUGGUAAAUUUUUUUCUCUAUUUUUUACAAGUUCAUCAUCAAAAGUUGUUUGCUCUAAAUUGUUUUAGGAGCUCACGUCGAAGGUCCUUUCAUUUCACCAGAAAAACGUGGAUGUCAUCCAGAACAGUUUGUUCGCAACUUUGGAUGGAAUCCACGGGCCGCUAUAAAUGAGGUUGGUUCUUUUUCUGUUUUCGCCUAUUUUUAUCUGUUUUUUUCCAGGUUUAUGGUGAUCUCAGCUCCAUCGCGAUGGUGACUAUGGCCCCGGAGCUCGAAUUCGCAGCAGAAGCCAUCAAGUUAGUUUUUUCAAGAGGAAAAGAGAUUGAACUUAAAUAAAUCUAGGCUUUGGAGGAACUUGAAAAACAUCGAAAAAAGGAGAGCAAAUUCCGAAGUUUGCUAUUUCGUUUUUAAUUCAGAAAAAUGGAACUUUCGUGAUUAAUGCAGUUUUGAGCUCAAAACUUUCAGAAAAAUGAAGUUUUAUUUCAAUAAAAAGGAGGUUAAAACUCGUGAAUUCAUUCGGUAUCACACCAGCAAAUGACCGUCAACGUCUAUUUGCGUGUUAUAAUUGUAAUUAAAUUCAUGUUUCGAGGUUAAUUUGGUUUUGUUUUUGUCUUUCACAUGUUAUUUUUCUAACAAAACACCUUUAGAAGCUUCAAGGAGGCCGGCGUGAUAGUAGCCGUCGGACACUCUUCGUCGCAUUUGGAGCACGGCGAAGCGGCUUUCGAGGCAGGGGCUGAGACUAUUACGCAUCUUUUCAAUGCGAUGCAGUCGGUUCGAAUCGAUGGACCUCUUUUGUGGAAAAUCUGGGAGUUUCCAGUAUCAUCAUCGAGAUCCGGGGCUCAUAGGCCUGCUGACGUCGGAGAAAGUCGCCAAAGAUCGACAGGUGUACUAUGGAAUCAUUUCCGACGGAAUCCACACUCACGACUCGGCUCUCCGCAUCGCUUUCAAGUACUGAGCUGGUUUAUAUUUCAAAUAUUCGAAGAUAUUUUAGCAAUAGUUAGGUUCUGUCGAAAUUUCUUUAUUUUUUUGUCUUCAUUUAGAAAUUGUCUAAAAAAAUUUUUUUCAUAUUUUGUUGUUCUUUAGAACUUGCCCAGACGGCCUGAUCCUGGUUACCGACGCGAUCGGCGCCCUCGGAAUGGCUGACGGCGUUCAUCAACUCGGCGCCCAAACCAUCCAUGUUAAUGGUCUUUCUGCCAUCCUCCAAGGAACUUCCACCACGGCUGGAAGGUUCUUUUCCCUUUUUCGAAAGUUUUCUCGUGUUUUCUAGCGACCUCGUCCUUGUUUUUUUUCUGUUUAUAUCAGGCACAAUCGUUUUGUGAAAAGUUUUAUGACGCUUUUUUUUCCUUUUGUUUAUGAUGUAAUCAUGCCUGGGACAAUCGCAGGCGUCACUUCUCGAAAUGAAAGUUUUGUAAGGAUUCGUAAUCAAAAAAUAGAGCCGUGAGAAUACAUUCAGUGUAAACAAGGUUCACAGAAAUGAAUCACCUCAGAACUGUUUCAAAAUUUAAAAAAAAAGCUUUUUUAUCAUGUAGAAGAUAAUAACGUCCAGAGGAAAAGUUUAUAUUUAAACAAAAAUCCAUUUUUCUUGCGUUUUAAGGGAAAAUUUACUUUACCUUAUUUAAUUUCUACAAUAUUAGUUUGAUAAUGCUUUUUUCAGCGUUGCAAGUAUGCCAAUGUGUAUUCGACAUUUCGUGAAGGCUGUUAAUUGUUCUUUGGGCGAAGCGUUGAUUUGUGCCACUCAGAGACCUGGUGAGAAACAUUUUCCGUUGGAAGUUAUAGUUUCUAGAGUUGGAAAGCAAAAAUAGACAGAUAGUUUGAAAGCAAGUCAUCAACUUAUAGACAAAAAAUUGGACAAAAAGUUAAAAAGAAUUUCGUCAAAAACUUUUUUCAUUCUGUUUUGAAAAGAACGAAGCUGCUUAUUUCCCCUGGAAGUUAAACGAUUCAAUUCGAAUCUCUAGCUUGAAAAAUAAGAAAAAAAAUUUUCUAGCAAUUUUGAUGAAAAUCGUCGACGAAAGGGGCACUCUGAACGUCGGAAGUGUGGCGGACCUGGUGAUCAUCGACGACGACGUCACCGUCAAGGCCACCUUCUGCAAAGGCGUCAAACUCCAUUCUGUUUGAAAUUGAUUUGUUUUUAGGAUGAAAAGAUUAUUUUAUUGAUUUUAUUUCCUGUCACUUCUUAUCGAUGUUCUAUUCAUAGAAACGAUUUCUCGCUUUAUCUAAAAAAACUUUCAUGUUAUUUAUCGUUUUCACCUUUUCUUCCCGUUUCUUGUGCAAUCAUUUCUAUUUUUCAUCCUGGCCCCAACUAACAAAAAUAACCAAAAAGUGAAUUUUUGAAAAUAGCUUAAAGCUCUUUUUUUUUCUUCUGAAACGUAUGUUCGAUAUUUUUGGAGAAUGUAUAAAUAUUUUUAAAUUUAUGUUUGGUCCUUGUUUCACGGCUCACUGGUUUUCUCCAGCUUUUAUCUUCCGAUUAUACGCCAAUUUUUUCUUAAACCCAUAGUUUACUCUAAUUGGGAGGAACGUGGUUAAUGAAUUUUCAUCGACUAUAAACCUGAAAAAAUGAAAGAAAACAUAGGGCCAAAAACUGGAGCUUCAAAAAUUUUUUGGUAGUUUUUCCGUUGCUUUGAGAAAACUUGAUGACGUCAAGAUUUUUUUUUCCGUAUCAUCUUUCCUGCAAUCGCUGUGCAUUUUUGUUGCCCUCAUAUCCAUAUCAAUAAUUUCACAAAUUCAGGCAGAUGGACGUCGGCGAGGACGACUUCGUCAACGCCUCGGCGAGGCCUUCUGUGAGAGACGUCGACGCUGAGUCGAUGAACGAUGGCCGGGCACUCGUUCCGCCGACGGCUCGCAGCGGUGACGUCAUCAGGUCGGCUGGAAGCACAUCUCUGGAGAGUUGAGAGAUGUUUUCAGUCCAACAAGAGCUGUUCUGACCUUAUCGAAAUCGAUGUUCAACGCCGGUUGCUUCUCACUUCCAUACGCCUGGAAACUCGGUGGUCUCUGGGUAAUUGGUGGACAAUCUCAAAAAAUUGAAACGAAUUUUUUUCAGGUGUCCUUCGUAAUGUCCUUCGUGAUAGCUGGACUUAAUUGGUACGGCAAUCACGUUCUUGUUCGCGCUAGCCAGCAUCUCGCCAAGAAAUCCGACAGAUCUGCCCUGGAUUACGGUCACUUUGCGAAGAAAGUCUGCGACUACAGUGACAUCCGAUUUCUUCGCAACAACAGCAAAGCCAUAAUGUUCGCGCUCAAAAUAUCAAAAUUUCAUGCAGUUUUUGAGAAUUUAGGUACGUCGUCAAUGUCACCAUCUUGUUCUAUCAACUUGGAAUGUGUAGCGUGGCAAUUCUUUUCAUUUCUGACAACAUGGUGAGUGGAAUCCGCGGAAAAAACUUCUGAAGAAUGAUUUUUUAAAGGUCAAUUUGCUGGGAGACCAGCUCAGUGGGACUCAACAUCAGAAGAUGGUCAUGAUGGCCACCGUCGCCUUGGUUUUCAUCAUCGCGACGAACAUGUUCACGGAGAUGCGGAUCGUCUCGUUUUUCGCCUUGGUUUCCUCCGUUUUCUUCGUCAUCGGCGCCGCUGUAAUCAUGCAAUAUACUGUUCAGUGAGUUUUUUUUUAAUCGAAACCAUUUUCAAAUUUUUCUGGUUGACUGAUACGAAAAGGGAAUAGAAUCUUAUGAAAAAGUUUUCGGUGAAACAGGGAGGUAAAAUAUUAUUUGAGCGGCAAAUAAUGCCAAUUUUUUUGAAGCUUUGUGAUGCUUUUUUUCCGUUCUAACAACGUUUAUUUAUUGAUAAUAAUAUAAUGAGAAGUUUUACAGAACAAGGAACUUUUUUUCGUUUCCAAACAUUUCUAGUUUUGGGCUUCAGCCUUGAAGAUAAAUAAAAGUUACUUAGUGAUUUCUAAGUUGAUACAAAACCGCUCAAAGUUAUUCUUUCCAGACAACCGAAUCAAUGGGCGCGUUUACCGGCUUCCACGAACUUCACAGGAACUUUAACAAUGAUUGGAAUGAGUAUGUACGCCUUCGAAGGCCAGACCAUGGUAAUUUUUGGUCUCCUCAAUAAUAAUUUGAUCAUUAAUCUAAAGCAGUCACUUAUGAUUAUUUUUUGAAUUAAAAAUAUUUUUAGAUUCUACCAAUCGAAAACAAGUUGGAGCAUCCGGAAGCUUUUCUCGCGCCUUUCGGCGUCCUUCCGACCACCAUGGUCAUUUGCACGGCUUUCAUGACGGCCCUCGGAUUCUUCGGCUACACUGGCUUCGGAGACGCCAUCGCGCCGACUAUCACCACGAAUGUUCCCAAGGAGGGGUACUGUACCCUCUUCACUCCAACACAUCCAUGCUUUUUAUAGGCUCUACUCGACUGUCAACGCUUUCCUCAUGAUCCAGUCUCUCCUUGGAAACUCGAUUGCGAUGUACGUCGUCUACGACAUGUUCUUCAACGGAUUCCGGAGGAAAUUCGGCGCCCGUUUCCCGAAUUGUCCCAAAUUUUUCUCCGAUAAGGUUUUUUUUUCUUGAAUUUGAAUAAAAAAUUGGCUUUGCCAGGGAUUCCGGUUAUUCUGGGUGUUGGUGACGUAUCUGAUGGCCGUGCUCAUUCCUCGGCUCGAGAUCAUGAUUCCUCUGGUCGGCGUGACCAGUGGAACGCUCUGCGCCUUGAUCUACCCCCCUGUCUUCGAGAUGAUCACCUUUUGGACCGACUGGAAGGUUUGUGUCGAAGUUGAUACAUUUGUUGGUUAGGAACUGACCUUUUAAGGAUACCAAAACGAUUCCAGGAAGACCUCUGAAUUGUCAGUCUUGAUUGAAAACACAUUUUGAACAAAAAUAAGAAAUAAGUUCUUCAGUUGGACGAUCGAAAUUUUGAAUGUUUCUAAUCAUAAAGUUCAAAUUUAAAGUUCUUUUCGUAAAACUUUUAAAUUAUAAGAAUCUGAGAAUUAAUUCUCUGAGAAUUAGUACAGAAUAAAAUCUGACCAGGAAAAAAAAGACGUUCCCUAGUGAAAUAGUAGAUUAAUAUUUUUAUACCGUAACUUGGGAACUAAGACACGCCUAGAGAAUGGCUCAACGCCUAACGGCUUGCUUCAAGACGUCAGAAAGCCUCUGAAGUGUUCUGAGUACGCGAUCACAAUAUCCGACGCUUUCAGUCUCUCCAAAUGCGACUAGGGCAUUUCAAGGCGCGAGGCCUCACGACUUGAAACUUCCUCGAGGAAUGGAUUGUAUUUGGAAGUUUUCAGGGUCUUCUGACCUACAGACAGCGGAUGACGAAAAUCGCCAUCAAUUUGGUCGUCAUUUCUAUUGGAAUUUUCGCCAUCAUCGCCGGAAUGUACGCCAAUAUACACUCCAUCAUCGAAGCGUUCAGUCAGCCCAUGCCUUGA
Caenorhabditis auriculariae is the source of this 8250-nucleotide messenger RNA. The record is from the annotation of a GenBank genome assembly. NCBI's taxonomy places the organism in Eukaryota, Metazoa, Nematoda, Chromadorea, Rhabditida, Rhabditidae.